UACCAUAAACAGAGAGAUGGGAUUUCCUUGGUCAUAGGGGAAUACAAUAUAUACUUAUGAUGCCAGCUGCCCACAGAGACAAUAUUCUUCCUCCAUUCUUCUGGCUGUGUCUGCCUCAGCUCAUAGGGGCAAAAAUUUAAAUCAGCCAAGAUGUCAGAGAAAAAGAUGUCGUCGAGUCGCAAGCAUCAUCUGAAGAGCUUGAUGCUUUCCAUCGCUAAAGGUAUACUGGAACAGGAAGUAAAGGACAGAGAGGUGGAGAGGGAGAGAUACAUGGCAGAGACCUGCCAGCCUCUGUCUCUACCUUCAGGCAUACAGGCAUUACAGGAACUCUGCAGGGAGCUUCACCACAAAAUUGAUGUCAUUGAUGAGGAGAGAUACGACCUGCAAAUGAAAGUCAACAAGAGUGCAAAGGAGAUCGAGGACCUGAAUAUCAAAGUUAUUGACCUGAAGGGCAAGUUCAAGAAGCCAACUCUGAGGAAGGUGCGCAUGUCUGCUGACGCUAUGCUUCAGGCUCUGCUGGGCUCCAAACACAAGGUGUCUCUGGAUCUGAGAGCCAACCUCAAACAAGUCAAGAAGGAGGUCAAAGAGGAGGAUAAGGAGCUGCGUGAUGUUGGUGACUGGCGUAAGAAUGUUGAAGACAAGGCUGGCAUGGAUGGCAGGAAGAAGAUGUUUGAAACCGAGGCUUAAUUUUUUUAAUCGUUUUUUUUUAAGUUCAAUAUGCUGCUGAAUCAGAAUUGGCUUAAAAUGAUGCGAUAAACUCUUUAUGUACCUAAACCACACUCAUUUACUUUUGAAAAUCACAAAUCUAUAAAAGUAAAUAUGAUCAUUUAGUUUUCUGUUCAAAACUGGUAUUGAAAUGUGUAUUAACAUCCCAUGUCUCAAAGUCUUACAUCAUCAUUAAAUCGGUUAAGCAAGAA
Molecule: messenger RNA, 917 nt
Organism: Carassius auratus (goldfish)
Lineage: Eukaryota; Metazoa; Chordata; Actinopteri; Cypriniformes; Cyprinidae
Product: troponin I, fast skeletal muscle-like
Exons: 7
Coding region: 151-687 (178 amino acids)
Biological process (GO): cardiac muscle contraction; skeletal muscle contraction
Cellular component (GO): troponin complex
Source: RefSeq, a predicted model, not a curated record